CGGAAGUACAAAGUAGAGCUUCCGGUUAAAUACAAACUAUGCAGCGCCGCAGUUGUCAUUCCCUUCAGCGUGCCUGACCAGUUGGAUAAAUCAUGCUGACCCCACCGAAGGAGGGGAUGCCCAGUAUCAUUGACAGGGCGCUGAGGAUGAGGCGGGAGGAGCAGGCGCGACAAGUGGUCCUGGCCUGGGCUGUUCUCAAUAUGUCCCUGGCUGGCAUGAUUUACACUGAAAUGUCGGGGAAAUUGCUGAGCAGAUACUAUAACAUCACAUACUGGCCUAUCUGGUACAUCGAACUGGUGCUGGCCUCUCUCUUUAGCCUCAAUGCUCUUUUUGACUUCUGGAAAUAUUUUAAAUAUACAAUGGCUCCCUCCACAAUUGCUGUAUCACCUGAACAACAUCGCCUCCUCGGUCUGAGAAAGACAGGUAUUCAAGCUUCUCCAAUCCAAAAGCCAGAAAAGAAGGAGACUCCAGCUCCAGCCCAGUCCUCCCCACUGCAGGGUCAGAGCGUGCUGAGUUUUAGUCCCUCUCGACCACCAACCACGAGCCCCAAAUUUUCUCCUAGUUGUGUGCCUGGAUACAGCCCUCCUCUGAGCAACCCUUCCACUCCAAACAGUGCAGGAGGUCCAUUUUCACCCUCAGUGGCAUUUGGAAAGGUGUUGAACUACAGUCCCUCCCCUGGCUCAUCUCCCUACUCCAGCAGUAUUGGGCCAGUUGAAGGCUCCAGCUUGAGGGCUCGAUAUCGCACAUCCCCCUCAGUAUUUAACUCCCCUGGAAGCAAAGAGGACUACAUGGAGGAUGUGAAAAGUCUGGAGAGGUUCCUCCGUACAGAAGAGGAGAAGAGUCACCGCAGCCAGCUAGGGAGUCCAGAGUCUGUCUCCCCAAACCACAGUCCAACAUUUUGGAACUAUAACCGCUCAGUGGGAGAUUAUGCCCAGAGUUUGAGGAAAUUCUUGUAUCAGCCAGCCUGCCGUUCUCAGGCCCCAUCUGCCCACAAAGAUGAGACUGACCUUGGUUCUAAACAGGCUGCAGAGGAGGUUUGGGCCAGAAUCACAACCAGUCGCCCUGUAGUGGACCGCAUUGACAGUUGGACUGCCAAGCUUAGAAAUUGGAUCAGUGACACCAUAUUGGUCCCCUUGGUCAAAGAAAUUGACUCUGUGAACAGUCAGCUGAGGAGAAUGGGCUGCCCUGAACUCCAGAUAGGAGAGGCCAGCAUGAGCAGCCUGAAGCAGGCAGCAGUGAUGAAAGCUUCAUCCAUACCUACCAUGAACUCUAUUGUCCAGUACCUGGACAUCACACCCAACCAGGAAUAUCUUGUUGACCGGAUAAAGGAGCUGGCCCACAGUGGCUGCAUGAGCUCCUUUAGAUGGAAUGGUGGUGGUGAUCUAAAGAACAGGAAGUGGGACACAGACCUCCCGACUGACUGUGCUAUCCUCAUGCAUGUGUUUUGUACAUAUUUGGACUCCAGACUGCCCCCACAUCCCAAAUACCCAGAUGGGAAGACUUUUACCUCUCAGCACUUCAGCCACACCCCAGACAAACCAGAUGUGACCAAGGAGAACCUCUUUUGCAUCCACCAAAGCAGCACUACACCCCCCCAUUACCAGCUCAUCUAUCAAGGAAACAUCUACAGUUUACCUAAGGGCAGGAACAACUUGUUCCACACAAUCCUCAUGUUCCUUUAUGUCAUUAAAACCAAGGAGGCAGGGAUGCUGGGGAGAGUAAACCUCGGCCUCUCUGGCGUGAACAUCUUGUGGAUAUUUGAAGACUAAAGCAUUGUGGGUUACAGGCAAAAAAAAAAAAAAAAAACUUCAAGUGGACUAUUCUCCUCGUUACUGUAUGGCUUUCAAGGGCAAAUCGAAAAAUCAGUACUUCACUUUAAGAGACUGAAAUUCAGAUUUUUGGACUCAGUUUUGGGGGUGACUUUGCCAUCAUAGUGCAUUAUCACAAGCAUUUUAAGAAUACAGUUCCGUUACACCACAAUGCGCUUACAGUAAAAUGUAGUGCUGUAUUUUUUUAACAUUUUGUUUUCAGUUUUUGAGAAUGUACCAGCACGACAGCCUUGUAAAUAAUAUACCUCAGAUUUGGUGGAUGAUAAAGGACUCAUACCCCUCAGAUUGAAUGUAAAUAUGGUAUGUGUGAACUUUUUUUUUUGUCUUAUGUAAGUUUUCGCAACUUUUGCUACUUGUCUGAUCUUUUGUUUAGAGAGUGUCUGCAUAAAUGGGGAUAUUCCUGUCAUGCUUGAAAUCACAUGGAAAUUAGACAUGUUUAAAUGGAAGUAAUACACCAGGAAUGCCAGAAAUCAAGUAUUCUGUAGAAGCAACUUUUUUCUUUUUUUUUUUUUUUAAUUAAUACUAGGCUGUAAAAUAAGACAUCAUAAUGAAUACAAAAUGGAGCACAAAUGAAAAGCUUUAAAGUGCCAAAGUAUAAGUAUCACUGAUUAUGAUGCAUUUUAUAUAUUAAAAAAAGAAAGACAAUUCAUACCAUUUACAGCCCUUUUGUUGUGAUUUUUUUGGAUUUCUGACCUUCCAUGUUGCUUGUUUUCAGACAUUUUACAAAUAUUACCUGAAACGUGAAAAUAAAUUUGACACUGAAAUUGGU
Molecule: messenger RNA, 2598 nt
Organism: Sphaeramia orbicularis (orbiculate cardinalfish)
Lineage: Eukaryota; Metazoa; Chordata; Actinopteri; Kurtiformes; Apogonidae
Gene: tmem209
Product: transmembrane protein 209
Exons: 15
Coding region: 93-1769 (558 amino acids)
Cellular component (GO): membrane
Source: RefSeq, a predicted model, not a curated record